GACAGUUGGUGCCAGUCUUGUGAUGUUGAAGGCAGAGCUUUCACAACAAGGACACCAGUGGCAGAGGCAGUGUGCAUAAACAGUGCAUUAAGCCGCGAAUUUGGAAAAGGAUUCCUGAUCUACUGAAGCAACACCAGUUGGUGUUGCCAUGGAAAUUAUCAAGAGACAUAAUAGCAAGACCAAAGAGGAGGUGUCAAUGCAGCUGGACCUGAAGGCCAGCACCUCUCAAGAGGAGAGCCUUACAGAUCAUUACAUCAUACUCAGGACCCUUGGCAAAGGGACCUUUGCUGAGGUGAAGCUGGCCUGCCACCUCCACACAGAGGUUCAGGUUGCCAUCAAGAUCCUGGAAAAUGGUGAGAAUAAUGACCACAACAACAGAACUGAAAUCGACAUCGUGAAGACGCUGGACCACCCAAACAUCAUCAAGGUGUUCCACAUCAUCAACACCGAGGAGCACACCUAUAUGGUGAUGGAGCAUGCUUCUCGGGGAGAUCUGGUGAGCCAUAUUGAGAAAGUGGGCUGUCUGCAGGAGGAGCAGGCCCAGCACAUCUUCACUCAGAUUGUGCGCGCAGUUCACUACUGCCAUAAGAAUGGCAUUGCACAUAGGGACAUCAAACUAGAUAACAUCCUGCUGGAUGGCAAAGGAAACGUCAAACUGUGUGACUUUGGCAUGGCCAUCAGAGUCACCUCUGGGCAGAGGUCCAAGGGAUUGUGUGGCACCCUUGAAUACUGUGCUCCAGAACUAUUCAUUGACACAGAGUAUGACGCAAAGGCGGUGGACAUCUGGAGCAUGGGAGUGGUUUUAUAUACAAUGGUGACAGCGUGCUUCCCAUUCAAAGCAAGGACCUAUUCAGACAUGAAGGAGCAGAUGCUGAAUCCCCAGUACUACAUUCCUUGCACGCUUUCUCAAAACAUUGUAAACCUCAUUGUGCAGUUAUUCACUGUGAUGCCUGAGCAGAGGCCCAAGAUAAGUGACAUUAGGCAGCACCAGUGGUUCAAGGACAGAGAAGAAUUUUGGAAACUCCCACUAUCCUCAGAGACAUAUAGUACCAUCCCAAACCCCAGCCUUGUGGUGGCUAUGUGGGGCAUGGGCUACGAUCCCAAGGAUAUUAGUGAUUGUAUACGUGAGAAAAAAUUCAAUAACAUCAUGGCCACGUACCUAAUUUUAAAACACGAGUCAGCCCAGGACCACACUAACUAUGCUGUGAAGCCUAUGCAGGCCUGUGUUGCCAUGUCACCAGUAGGUGCUCUCACUUCCCUUCCUCCUCAGAGGAGACUGAGUGAGCCUUCCCUUCACACCUUUGCCUUGCUGGAUGAACACCUGAUGCAGGAUGAGAAGAGAUCAUGGAAGAAGGGGAGCAGAAGCCUGAGCAUGCCUACCAUCCUGGGCUUCCAGCAGAAGAGGGAUAACCCUCCCCACCCAGUCCCCAAGUAUUCUCCUGAGGUUACUCACCUCAUGAACACUUUGACAGUAGGUAGCUUGAAUUGCAAGGGACUGUUCUCAAGAUGCUCAUUCUCUGAGGGCAUUUCUUCUCCACAGUAUUUGUCCUGGGAGGCACCCCAGGAAAUGAACACCCUAAAGAAUUGCACAUACACUCAGAGGAAACCAUCUGUAAAGAAGUACAGGGAGGCACCUCAGGGUGUGACCACCACUGCUACCCAUGGAACCCAGAGGUCUUCCCUUCAGGCAAUGUCCGAAAACAACUUUGAAGCUGUCCCUCCUGAAGGUAUAACUGCACCUUCUGCCAGCAUUCUAUCUCAAGGCUGGAAAAGGGUUAAGAAGAGGAUUGGGAACUGGGUGAGACUCCUGUGCUGCUGCCUUUCUGAGAAGGAAGUGGCACCACUGGAAGUGGAGAGCAGUGCAGGUACACACAUGCAGUGACAUGGGGUGCCCAGGAUGCACUUCUGUGUUUCUUAAUCCAAAUAUUUUCUAAUGUGCAUUGCAACCAACACAGGAUAAUUAUAGGUAUGCAGAUUAGCAAAUCUGGUUUCCAAAGGAAAAGUCCCACAGCAUCACCACCAUUAACAGGAAAUUGUUUAGCUGAAGGUGGACAGCAGAGCAUGAGUAGCAGAGGUUGCAGAGGCAGCCAGAAUGAGUUGGCUAAAGGAGGAAAGAAUUAGAGGGGAUCGAAGGUUUCGGGGAAGAAACACCAAAGGCCAAGAAAGAGGAAGAGGAGAGGAGCCACUUGAAAAUGGAUGGUCCAGGAGGAUAUAAGAGUCAAGACUACAUAUUAUAUGUUUCAAAGAUCUUAAGACCGUGCCUUCCAUAUGUCAUCAUUAUCUUUUGAAGUGAUAAGCCUCUUUGCAGGUUCAGACAUUGGGUAGGAAUUUUCCUGGUGUGACUAAGACAGCCAAAGUGGGAGCCUUGCAGAAGUCCAGAUGACAGUGUGUCCACUUACCAAGCCAAGAAGUCCAGCACAGGAGGAGGAAAGUGACAGCAAGCUGGAAGGAAAUGGGUAUCACUGUGGAUGGAAUGCUGGAAUGUUGCUCCACUUUGGAAGGUGGGUAUUGCU
Peromyscus eremicus (cactus mouse) is the source of this 2513-nucleotide messenger RNA. Its product is annotated as sperm motility kinase X-like. Gene Ontology annotation, molecular function: protein serine/threonine kinase activity; ATP binding; tau-protein kinase activity. Lineage: Eukaryota; Metazoa; Chordata; Mammalia; Rodentia; Cricetidae. Gene Ontology annotation, cellular component: cytoplasm. The record is from RefSeq and is a predicted model, not a curated record. Gene Ontology annotation, biological process: protein phosphorylation; intracellular signal transduction; microtubule cytoskeleton organization. The transcript is spliced from 3 exons. The coding region runs from base 149 to 1882 and encodes 577 amino acids.